Messenger RNA from Saccharomyces eubayanus, 1764 nucleotides. RefSeq names its product bifunctional polyamine/amino acid permease SAM3 (gene SAM3). The record is from RefSeq and is a predicted model, not a curated record. Gene Ontology annotation, biological process: amino acid transmembrane transport. Gene Ontology annotation, molecular function: amino acid transmembrane transporter activity. The transcript has a single exon. NCBI's taxonomy places the organism in Eukaryota, Fungi, Ascomycota, Saccharomycetes, Saccharomycetales, Saccharomycetaceae. Bases 1 to 1764 code for a protein of 587 amino acids. Gene Ontology annotation, cellular component: membrane.
AUGGAUAUUUUAAAGAGAGAGAACGAGUCAGACAAGUUCACCAAAAUAGAGACUGAAUCUGCAACGAUACCAGCAGGUUCAGACCAUUCUGGCUCGCUGAUGAGAAGAGUGAAGGACUCAUUCAAGCAGAGCAACUUAAAUGUCAUAACAGAAGACCUUGAGAAUAGCGAGCAGUCGGAACAGGAAAAAAUCCAAUGGAAACUAGCGUCUCAGCCUUAUCAAAAAGUGUUGAAGCAAAGGCACUUGACCAUGAUUGCCAUAGGUGGCACUUUGGGGACAGGUCUUUUCAUCGGGUUGGGUUACUCUUUGGCGUCUGGGCCCGCCGCUUUGUUAAUCGGUUUUCUGAUGGUUGGUACUUCUAUGUUUUGUGUUGUCCAGAGCGCUGCAGAACUUUCCUGCCAGUUUCCAGUUUCUGGCUCCUAUGCCACACAUGUUAGCAGGUUUAUAGAUCAGUCYGUCGGGUUCACUGUAGCUACAAACUAUGCUCUGUCUUGGCUGAUUUCCUUCCCGAGCGAACUGAUUGGUUGUUCGCUUACGAUUUCGUAUUGGAACCAAACUGUAAAUCCUGCCGUGUGGGUUGCGAUUUUCUACGUUUUCAUCAUGUGCUUGAACUUGUUUGGUGUCAAAGGAUUCGCAGAGACAGAAUUCGCUUUGUCAAUUAUCAAAGUCAUAUCUAUAUUCAUUUUCAUUAUCAUCGGUAUCGUGCUAAUUGCUGGAGGUGGCCCCAAUUCUAGCGGGUACAUUGGUACUAGGUACUGGCACAAUCCRGGUUCUUUUGCCAAGCCGGUCUUCAAAAAUCUAUGUAACACCUUUGUUUCCGCAGCUUUCUCGUUCGGUGGUAGUGAGUUGGUACURUUGACYAGCACAGAGUCYAAGAAUAUCUCGUCGAUAUCCCGUGCCGCUAAAGGUACGUUUUGGAGAAUCGCCAYCUUUUAUAUUACGACAGUCGUCAUCAUUGGCUGUCUAGUGCCUUACAACGAUCCUAGGCUACUUAAUGGUUCAACGAGUGAAGAUAUCUCUGCCUCUCCCUUUGUUAUUGCCUUAAGCAACACCGGCGCAAUGGGUACAAGGGUCUCGAACUACAUGAACGUUGUUAUUCUUGUUGCAGUGGUUUCCGUUUGUAACUCUUGUGUCUAUGCUUCUUCGAGGCUAAUUCAAGCUUUGGGAGCAUCGGGUCAACUUCCAGAAAUUUGUGCUUAUAUGGACAGAAAGGGGAGGCCUUUGGUUGGUAUCGGGAUUAGUGGUAUAUUCGGUCUUUUAGGUUUCCUGGUUGCAUCUAACAAGGAARGUGAAGUCUUCACCUGGCUCUUCGCUYUGUGCUCCAUUUCAUCUUUUUUCACUUGGUUUUGUAUUUGCAUGUCGCAGGUUAGAUUCAGAAUGGCUUUGAAAGCUCAAGGAAGAUCCAAAGAUGASAYUGCCUACAAAUCUAUGCUCGGUGUGUAYGGGGGUGUUUUAGGAUGUGUGCUAAAUGCCCUGCUGAUAGCCGGUGAAAUAUAUGUUUCAGCUGCUCCAGUGGGCGRCCCAAGCACAGCUAAAGGAUUUUUCGAGUACUGUUUAAGUAUCCCGAUUAUGAUUGUCGUCUAYAUUUCGCAUAGAAUUUACAGAGGYGAUUGGAAACAKUGGUACAUCAAGAAAAGUGAAAUUGAUCUUGACACGGGGUGUUCCGUUGAGAAUCUAGAACUCUUUAAUGAGCAAAAACAGGCCGAGAAAGAAGCCAUCGCUUCAAAACCAUUCUACUACAAAAUUUACAGGUUUUGGUGUUAG